CUCUUUGGGGCGGGAUUUUGUGUUCCAAGAAUGGCGGCCGAUGGCUGGUAAACGUUUCAUUUCAUACUUUGAGAUAGAAUUUCCUACAGAAACGUUAGACUUUUAACAUUCUGUGACCAGCUAUGGUGAUAGAAGACUGACAGCCAUCGGAGUGGAUGAUGUCUAAGGAAUACACUAUUCGGAGGCUUGUCGAACUUGAGUAAAUGAGAGGUAUAGUGGGGAAAAAAGGGCCCGCCGUGACAGUGGAAAAAGCUUCGGCGAAAAGUGGGUAGCGCCGCCUGACGACCGCCCGACGAACCAGGCGACCGCCUUCAGGAAACCGCGGUGCCGACGAACAGAUGUGCUUUUGUCCUGGAUGAUAAAAAAGUGACCUUCAUUGGACGCUUAGUGUCGUGUCAGUUUGUCACCACCUUGACAUCUAUCACAACAUUCAAACCAGCGAAUUCAAUUCUGUCAUGAUACAGGUCUUUCCAGAAUAAGUCCACAAACUGACACACAGUGGUAUUAGCAUGGCUGAACAGCAAGAGGAAGCAGAAGGUGUUUUUGUGGAGUACCAGUACAUGUGCAGUGAGUGCCGCCAGCUCUUCAAUACCCUAGAAGAUGUUCUGGUCCACCAGCAGAUCCACACUGGCCAAGAGGGAGACGAUGAGACAGCAGAGGCCAUGGCUAUCGAAAGUCUCCCAGAGUCGGGGCAGAACCAGCAGUACCAGUGUCUGGAAUGUGGGUCCCUCCUCAUGAAUCCAGAGGAGCUGCUGCAGCAUCAGGAGAUGCAUAUGACAGAAGAGGGGUUGGAGGUGGCAGAACAAGAACUAUGUAAAGCUCUGGAGACAGAGGAAACCGGGUCAGAGGCUCAGGAAUCAGGUCCAGUCCAGUACCAGUGUCUUGACUGUUUGGCUCUAUUUCACUCACCUGAGACGUGGUUGGAGCACCGGCGGACCCACAGCAGAAGCAGCACACACAGUAACCAGGAGUCUGCGGAGUAUGUACUGCAGCCUGACGGCACCGUGGCACGGUUACACCAUCUACAGAACUAUGUGCUGAGUGAGCAGCAGGCUGGAGAGAUACUGGCACAGGUACUUGCCCAACACACAAAGAAACAUCAAGGUGUCUCUAAACCUGCUGCACCCAGCCGCUCCUCCCUGCUUCCUCCUGUGACCCCGAGUCCUGGCUCUGCCACCAUGCAUCUGCAGAUUCUGACAGCUCAGGCCUUGGCUGACAGCACCACUGUUCCAACUCAGCCACAGUCCAAACUGCCUAGUCUGCUGCCAACUAUGGGGCGAGGGUCUUCUAUAAAGAUGGAAGUUGUGGAGAAUGGUUAUCAAACAUUGGAAUUAAGGUCGGAUUCCAAUGAGCAGGAGAACGCCAAGCAGCAGCUGCCAAUGCAGAUGGUGGUCAUCCACCCCUACGAAUGUUCAGAGUGCUCCCUUCUGUUCCAGACACCGGAGGACUUUCUCCAGCACCAGGGAGUGCACUUCCUGGGCCAGGACAAAGAGAGCGGAGAAGCAGGGGUUAUGAGUGGCUUGGAGGAGGUGCGGAGGAAGGAGGAGGCUGCCGAGAAGAUGGAAGACAUUAGGUUUCCAGGAGCAGAGCCAAAAACGGCAGUCUGGGUGAGGCCUCAAGAGUGUGACAUCUGCAACCGCACGUUCACCUCCGUUAACCGGCUUUCUGCACACAAGCGAGUGCACGAAAUGGGCACGCAUCAAUGCCCAGACUGUGGAAAGGUGUUCAAAAAGGCAACCUCACUGCACAUGCACAUGCGCACUCACUCAGGUGUUGUGAGGUACCUGUGUGUGGACUGCGGCCAAGGCUUCACCACUGAGAUGACGCUCGUCACACACAGGAAGUCCCACACUGCAGAUCCACUGCACAAGUGUGAGUUCUGCAACAAAGCCUUCACCAAUGUGACCAAGUACCUCUACCAUCGUCGAACCCACCUCAGCCAUCAGAACUUAGUCCAGACUGCUCCUAUCUCCACGUUGUCGGUCCCAAGAAGAGCAUCUCUAUCUGCUCUGGCUAUUGUACAGAGAGCAAGGGAGAAGAAGGCAAAAGUCAACCUGGUGGCCCCUCUUGUACCCAAAGACUUGGAAGAAAUGGAAUCAGAUGUAUUACCCAGUACCCAGAGCAAUGCAGAAAAAAGUGAAUUGCAGAACCAACAACAGAUGGAGGUACCUGUUUCAAAUGAAAGCACCAACUGUGAUGCCAACAAUUUGGAGAAUGCCUCUGAAUAUGCAGUAGCUGCAAACUCUGCUCCUAUGAAUGGCACAGAUGUAGGAGCGACUCCACCUUUGUUAAAUUCAACGGAAACUGCUCCAUCUGACUCGCCGGAUAAAGGGGCUUUCCCUUGUUGUUCUUGCUCCAAGACAUUUCCUUCACAGCUGCAGCUACUUCACCAUAGACAGAAGUCUCAUGUCACCAACCGCACCUAUGUUUGUGGGAUAUGUAGCAAGUCUUUUAAGAAGAAGAUACACAUACGCAACCACAUCCGCACACACACGGGCGAGCGACCCUUCCAGUGUUGCGACUGUGGAAAGACCUUCUCAUCACAAGCCAAUCUGAUGCGGCACAACCUCAUCCACUCAGGCGUGCGCCCAUAUCAUUGUGACGUCUGCCACCGCUCCUUCUCCCAGUCCUCCAACCUCCGCCAGCACACCCUGCUGCACACCGGUGCUGCAACACUAUAUUGCCCCGACUGCCCUGCUACCUUUCGCUUGCCUGCCAAGCUAGCAGCACACCGCUACACCCAACACCCAGGUGCUCCAGCCCCUUUUUCAUGUCCCCAUUGUGAAGCUGGCUUCCUAACCAGGAGGAAACGAGAUGCACACUGUCUAGCAGAGCACCCCAACCAGGUACAAGCUGAUUCAGGGCAAGACGAGUGCAAAGAAGUCCACAUGCAGGUGGAGACAGUCAAAAAUUUUACAUCGGAGCCUUCCACCUCAGCAGAGACAGAGUCAAGUGCUUCAGACAGAAUUGCACGAGGGGGCUUAGAUUGUAUCGUUUGUGGGAAAAAACUAAAUUCCCCUGCCAAUCUGCGACUUCACAGACUGAGCCACUUUUCUGUGGGACCUGGGCGGCCGCGAUGCACCUUGGUAAAGCGGCCUAAAGCCCACCAAUGCCCUGUCUGCGGAAAGCUGUUUGUCUCUUCUUCUGGAGUUGCACUUCACCAACGAGUCCACACCGGCGAGCGUCCUUUUCCCUGCCAAGUGUGUGGUAAAUGCUUUCGACAAAACACACACCUGAGAGAGCACCUUCGCACACAUUCAGGUGAACGGCCGUUCCAUUGUGAAGUGUGCGGUAAGGGUUUCGUUCAGAGCAUGCAUCUGUCUGAACACCGUCGCACCCACACAGGUGAAAGGCCGCAUGCAUGUCCACAAUGUGGCAAAGCCUUCAAGACCUUCUCUAAUCUAAGGAACCACAAAAAGACCCACGCCAGACAGCAGAAGCUGGAUGAAGAAGCUGCCACCAUGGAGACAAAUACUGCUAUGGCUGUUGAGGUUGCUUCAGCAGCGGAACUGGCUAACGGACAGCCUCAGCUAAUCCACAUCCAAACGUCUGAUCUUCAGCAGGCACAGGGCACGCCGAUGAUCAUGUGUAAUGAGUUUGGGGAGACCAUUGCCAUCAUUGAGACCAGUGAAGGAGGAGACUUGCUACUGGAGCAGGCGCUGGAAAUUUAUCAGACAGCUUUACAGAAUGGACUUACCACAGAUACGGUUUCUGGGGACAGAGUGCAGCUUCUCUGAGGACUCACAACAAAGAGAACUGGAAUUCCUUCAUGAACCAUCACUGACACUACUGCACUGCUCGUCUGUAAGAGCCAGAGUUACAGCUGGCAGUCAGAAUUGUUAUUUAUGAGGCUUAGGAAUUUCCUGAAAUGAACCAAAAUAUGACAUCUUGUCACUUUUUUAAAAUGUCAAGGAUCAGUGUUAAGUUGUAUUAAAAAGUGUGAAUUCAUACUUUUGCUGUAUGGUCUUCAUCCUGGAUGAGGACCAUCGGUGGCACCCUGGAUAUUUUUGUGAUUCAUGGAUAUUUUGUCCCACCUUCCUCCCCCAUUUAUAGCAGCUCUGUCUUGCUUUUAAAACAUUAUGUAUGUUGUAAAUAAAUGAAGUCAGUAAAUGUUCUCAA
Messenger RNA from Thalassophryne amazonica, 4119 nucleotides. RefSeq names its product zinc finger protein 526 (gene znf526). Gene Ontology annotation, biological process: regulation of transcription by RNA polymerase II. NCBI's taxonomy places the organism in Eukaryota, Metazoa, Chordata, Actinopteri, Batrachoidiformes, Batrachoididae. The record is from RefSeq and is a predicted model, not a curated record. Gene Ontology annotation, molecular function: DNA-binding transcription factor activity; RNA polymerase II cis-regulatory region sequence-specific DNA binding. Bases 510 to 3737 code for a protein of 1075 amino acids. The transcript has 8 exons.